Dryobates pubescens (Downy woodpecker) is the source of this 1415-nucleotide messenger RNA. Its product is annotated as zinc finger protein 501. Bases 1 to 1410 code for a protein of 469 amino acids. The record is from RefSeq and is a predicted model, not a curated record. Lineage: Eukaryota; Metazoa; Chordata; Aves; Piciformes; Picidae. The transcript has a single exon.
AUGGCCUCACAGAAGGACCCAGACAAGAGCUGGGAGGAGAAGGAGCAUCUAGAGAUCAAUUUCGAGCAUCCCACGUGCAUACCCAAGGGAGAAGAUGAGGAGGAAGAAGUGGACUGGAUGGAGGAUGCUGCUGCUGAUGUGAAUGGUGACUAUGAGGAGGAUGAGUAUGAAGAGGAGGAUGACUAUGAAGAGGAGGCUAGUGAUGAGGAUGAAGGUGACCAAGUUGAGGAGGAGAAGGAAUGUGCAGAGGAGGGUGAAGCCAGAACAGGCCCCUCAGUGCCACCCAAGCAGCUGAAUUGGUGCUCUGAGUGUGGGCAGAGCUUCCCAUGUGGCUCAGAGCUGGUGAAGCACCACUGCCCCCGCCCUGGCCCCCGGCCCUUCAUCUGUGGUGACUGUGGCAAGAGGUUCAGACAGAGCUCCAUCCUCAUCCGACACUGCCUGACCCACACUGGAGAGAAACCUUUCACUUGUGCUGACUGUGGCCACAACUUUAGACAACGCUCUGAACUCACAAUCCACCGCCGCAUCCACACCGGGGAGAAGCCUUACAGCUGUGCUGAUUGCGGUCAGAGCUUCAGACAUAGCUCUGCCCUCACCAACCAUCGCCGUGCCCACACUGGUGAGAGGCCGUACAGCUGUGAUGACUGCGGCAAGAGCUUCACUCGCAUGUCUUCCCUCUGGCAGCACCGCAGUGUGCACAGCAGUGAGAAGUCCUUCACCUGCAGGGACUGUGGCAAGAGCUUCAGUCGCAGUUCCACACUCAUCAUCCACCGCCGCAUCCACACGAGAGAGAAACUGUUCCCCUGUGCUGAGUGCGGCAAGAGCUUCACCACGAGCACUUUAUUGAUCCAGCACCAACUCAUCCACAGAGGUGACAAACCAUACUGCUGUGCCCACUGCGGCAAGAGCUUUGGCCGCAGCUCCGACCUAACCAAUCACCACCGCACACACACAGGAGAGAGGCCUUACAGCUGUGCUGACUGUGGCAAGAGUUUCACUCAGAAAUCUUCUCUCACCCGGCACCGCAGUGUGCACAGCACUGGGAAGUCCUUCACCUGCAGGGACUGUGGCAAGAGCUUCAAAACCACCUCCAGUCUCACCAUCCACCGCCGUGUCCACACCGGAGAGAAGUUGUUCCCCUGUGCUGAGUGCAGCAAGAGCUUCACCACGAGCACUGCGUUCAUCCAGCAUCAACUCAUCCACAGCGGUGACAAACCGUACAGCUGUGCCGACUGCGGCAAGAGCUUCACCUGCAUCUCCUACCUCUCCAGGCACCGUCGUGUGCACAUGGGUGAGAAAGCUUUCACCUGUGCUGACUGCGGCCAGAGCUUCAGCAGCAGCUCCUAUCUAACCAAGCAUCGCCUCAGCCACACCAGUGGCCAGCCCCCAGAGCAGGGGAGGUACAAAUAGAUCUA